Biomphalaria glabrata is the source of this 2150-nucleotide messenger RNA. RefSeq names its product thioredoxin domain-containing protein-like. Bases 312 to 1241 code for a protein of 309 amino acids. Lineage: Eukaryota; Metazoa; Mollusca; Gastropoda; Planorbidae. The transcript is spliced from 10 exons. The record is from RefSeq and is a predicted model, not a curated record.
AUCUGUUUCUAUGUGACAAGUUUAUCGUAGAAAACAUUGCUUUUUAAAAAAAAAAAAUCGAAGUCCUAGUUUAUACUUAACUAGAUCUAUAUUUUACUAUCGAUUUUGGCACAGCUGUAGAUUAAAAAGAAAUGUUCUCUAUCCUUCUAGACUAUGUAGACUAUGCUAGAAUAUUAUAUUAACUGAGGCAGACUGAGUUUAAGAGUUAAGACGUGGCUGUUGUCAGUAAAGUCACUCUUUUGUUGAGUUUUGUGAAGUACAUGUAUUUUUACUAACUUUUAGAUCUAAAUCUAGAAUUCUAUUCCUUAACCAUGAUGCAGUUUUGGACAAAGAAUUUUUUUUUGCUUGCAUUUGUAAAUAACAUCAUUGUUUUGGGCCAAGAAGUAUCAGAGAUUGUUGAUGUCGACAGUAGUAAAUGGCAAAAAUCUUUGGAUGGAAAACAAAAAUUGUUAGUGCUAUUUUAUCAGACGGAAAAUUGUGAAUCUUGCUCAGUGGCUCUUAAUGUUCUAAACCAGAUUGUUGGCCAGCCAGAGCUUCCUUCAGAUAUCCAGAUUGGAAAGAGUACAGACCUAUCACUUGCUGAGCAGAUUAAAAUUGUAACAUUUCCAAGCUUAGUUUUUCUCAGAGACAAUUCUUAUGCUGUCUAUGAUGAUGUAUUCGAGAUAGAACGAAUGUUGGAGUGGAUACAGCUGGCUGCCCAGAAAACAACAGUGGAACUGAAUGAUCUUUCUUUUGAGCAUUUGACGCAAGCUUCUACGGGAGCUACCACAGGAGAUUGGUUUGUUGCCUUCUACAAAGAUUCCUGUGACACUGUGCUGCCUGCAAUAGAAAGUCUAGGAGUGAGAGUGAGAAACAAAAUGAACGUAGCCAAAGUAAAUGUGGCUGAGAGUCCUUUACUGGAGGAGAGAUUCAAGAUUAGCAAAUGUCCUGAGAUCAUUUACUUCAAACAAGGAAAGAUGUACAGAUACGACUUCCCCUUGCAGGAUGUGGCUACAUUUAAAUCUUUCAUUGAUGGCUUUUAUAAGAAUGUCAAGCAGGAAGUAGUCCCGACACCUAAGUCUAAGUUUGAUUAUCUGACAGAACAUAUUGCAAACUUGAUAAAGCAACAGCUCAAUGGAGAGAACCGUACAGCUUUCAUCGCAGGUGCUGGCGGAGUUGCUGCAGUUUUAUUUCUCCUGAUGUUUUGUUGUUGCUGCUGCCGGUCAUCUGGUGGACAGAGCAAAAAGCAGAAGAGAGAUUAAACAAAUUACAAAAGUUUUUAAUUUUGUGUAAAAGUAAUUUUUGAGUCGAGCUGAGAGUGACUUAAGAAAGAGCCAAUUGAAUUUUUAUUGUACAAAAUGAAUCUAGUCUGUUGGAUGGUUUUCAAGAAAAUGGUAGUUAUUUUCUCAAAUAAUUGUCUCUAUGACUUGACAUUAUUUGACUUAGAUGAACUGAUGUCCUCUUGAGAAAAAAGAAAAAUAAAAAUAAAGCUGUAGGUGAUUAGUUCUAAGAUAAAUGGGUGAUUAUUUAGAUCUGUAAGACAAUGUAUGAUUGUGUGAGGAAGGUGAGACAUAGACUAAAUGAAUGUAAAUUUCUCAAGUUUUUAAUCUUUUUUGGCAUUUAAAAAUAUGGUUGUCUUGGAUGGUUGCAAAUACAUUGUAUGUUGUUGUAAUGUAACAAUUUAUUUUGCUAUAUUAAUUUAUUUCUCUGAGGGUGAGCCUCUUGCUUCAUAAUUAUUCAUUUCCGAUUAAUAUUUUCUAUUAUUACUGCCCCUACUUUUGUCAAUUCCUUUAUAUUGUGAUUGUCCCACCAUUUUGCUUUAUCAUACUGCUACUGUGCAAAAGACAUGCCUGUUGUCUGUAGUGAGCUUCUUUGUUUCUGGGUUAUGGGUCUUUGUGUCAGUUAAACAUUUGAAGUGCAAUUACUUGUACGGUAACAAAAUUUGUUACUGUUAAACUAUGUUACUAUUAUCUUGAAUGGAAUCAAUGUAGGAUCUCUCAUAUUUUACAUUGUAGUGACCAUGGAAUGAGCUUCAGUUUGUUAUUUAGACUGCAUUCCAUAUUUGUAGGUAUUGUUUAUUAUUGAAGUGUUUUUGUGAAUUUACUGUCUGGAUUAAUGUUUGAGAUAAAAUGUUAUGUUUUACAGCUUGAGAAUUAAAAUAUUUUAACUUG